GGGGGCCGUCGCCCAGCAACGCCCGGCGCGCCCGCCCAUCCCCCGCUGCCCUUUUUUUCCUGGCCGGGUGCGAGGGAGCAUGCCCGCGCCUGGCCUCAGCCAGCGGAGUUAACCCGAGGGGCGUGGAGCUGCCCCUCCCCCGGGGGCGUCCUCCCCUCCCCCGCUAAGCGGCCCGCCCCCUGCACUAGGGUAUGGCCCCCGGCCCCGGCCCGGGACCCGAGGUCCCGCACUCCGGCCAGUGAAAGGCGUUUUCCCGUUCCCGCCCUCCUCCCCUCGCUGGCCAGCACCAUGGGAUGUAAUAUGUGUGUGGUUCAGAAACCGGAGGAGCAGUACAAAGUGAUGCUUCAGGUGAACGGGAAGGAGCUCUCCAAGCUGUCUCAGGAGCAAACCCUGGAGGCCCUGCGCUCCUCCAAGGAGCCUCUAGUGAUCCAGGUGCUGAGACGCAGCCCCCGCCUCCGGGGGGACAGCUCAUGCCAUGACCUGCAGCUGGUGGACAGUGGCACUCAGACCGACAUCACCUUUGAGCAUAUCAUGGCGCUGGGCAAGCUGCGCCCGCCCACCCCGCCCAUGGUCAUCCUGGAGCCGUACGUCCUGUCUGAGCUCCCCCCCAUCAGCCAUGAGUAUUAUGACCCGGCGGAGUUCAUGGAGGGCGGCCCGCAGGAGGCAGACCGUAUGGACGAGCUGGAGUAUGAGGAGGUCGAGCUGUAUAAGACCAACCACCGGGACAAGCUCGGCCUGAUGGUUUGCUACCGCACGGAUGAUGAGGAGGACCUGGGCAUCUAUGUUGGAGAGGUGAACCCCAAUAGCAUUGCAGCCAAAGACGGCCGGAUCCGCGAGGGGGACCGGAUCAUCCAGAUAAAUGGUGUGGACGUCCAGAACCGGGAGGAGGCAGUGGCCAUUCUGAGCCAGGAGGAGAACACCAACAUCUCCCUGCUGGUGGCCCGACCUGAGAGCCAGCUGGCAAAGCGGUGGAAGGACAGUGACCGGGAUGACUUUCUGGACGACUUUGGCUCUGAGCAUGAGGGCGAGCUGCGUGCGCGGAAGCUGAAAUCCCCCCCUGCCCAGCAGCUUGGCAACGAAGAGGAGAAAGGGGUCCCCGAUGCGGGCACGGGCCUGAGCAAUAGCCAGGAGCUGGACAGUGGGGUGGGCCGCACUGACGAGAGCACCCGCACCGAGGAGAGCUCCGAGCAUGACCUGCUGGGGGAUGAGCCCGCCAGUGCCGCCGACACGCCCGGCGCCCUGCGCAAGAGCCGGGACCUCCACUUCAGCAUGGACUCGCUGCUGGCAGAGGGGGCAGGGCUGGGGGCUGGCGACAUCCCGGGCCUCACCGACGAGGAGUACGAGCGCUACCGGGAGCUGCUGGAGAUCAAGGGCCACCUGGAGAACGGCAACCAGCUGGGCCUGCCCUUCCCCCGAGCCUCGGGCGCCAACAGCGCCCUGGAUGUGAACCGCAACGAGAGCCUGGGCCACGAGAUGGCCGUGCUGGAGGAGGAGCUGCGGCACCUGGAGUUCAAGUGCCGCAACAGCCUGCGGGCGCAGAAGAUGCAGCAGCUGCGGGAGCGCUGCAUGAAGGCCUGGCUGCUGGAGGAGGAGAGUCUCUAUGACCUGGGGGCCAGUGAGCCCAAGAAGCGCGAGCUGUCUGACAUCUCCGAGCUGCCCGAGAAGUCGGACAAGGACAGCACCAGCGCCUACAACACGGGGGAGAGCUGCCGCAGCACCCCGCUGCUCGCCGAGCCCGUGCCAGAGAGCCCCCUGAGGCGGGCUGCCGCUGGCAACUCCAACUUGAACCGGACCCCCUCCGGCCCCACGGUCACCGCACACCCCAAGGCCGCCGCCCCGCAGGGCAGCCCCGCUAAGUUCCGAUCUCUCUCCCGGGAUCCCGAGGCGGGCAGGAGACAGCACUCGGAGGAGCGUGUCCGCCGAAGCCCCAAGACGGGCGUGACCCUGGAGCGCGUGGGCCCCGAAGGCAGCCCUUACCUCUCCCGGCGCCACCGCGGCCAGGGCCAGGAGAGCGAGCACUACCACAGCUGCGUGCAGCUGGCCCCGCCGCGCGGCCUGGAAGAGCUGGGCCGUGGCCCCCUGAGCUUGGCUGCCGGCCCUCGGGUGGGCGGGGCAGCGGUGGCCCCCGAAGCACCCCGCAUGGAGUGGAAGGUCAAGGUGCGCAGCGAUGGGACCCGCUAUGUGGCCAAGCGGCCCGUGCGUGAUCGCCUCCUCAAAGCCCGGGCCCUGAAGAUCCGCGAGGAACGCAGCGGCAUGACCACGGAUGAUGACGCGGUGAGCGAGAUGAAGAUGGGCCGCUACUGGAGCAAGGAGGAGCGGAAGCAGCACCUGAUCCGGGCCCGGGAGCAGCGGAAGCGGCGCGAGUUCAUGAUGCAGAGCCGGCUGGAGUGCCUGAGGGAGCAGCAGAACGGCGACAGCAAGGCUGAGCUCAACAUCAUUGCCUUGAGCCACCGCAAGACCAUGAAGAAGCGGAACAAGAAGAUCCUGGACAACUGGAUCACCAUCCAGGAGAUGCUGGCCCACGGCACUCGCUCUGCCGACGGCAAGCGGGUCUACAACCCUCUGCUCUCCGUCACCACUGUCUGAGCCCCGCUGUGCUCCGGGGCGGGCCCUCGGCCCCAGCCCAGGUCCAGUGGGCCUCCCAAGACCCUGUCCCCUACUCUCCCUUAGAAUCUAGUGUGUGUCUGUGUGUGUGUGUGCACAGGAUUCUGUGACCAGAGAGAAGCCCCCAGGAGAAGGGACGCUUCUCUCCGUCGGCUACUUCCUGCUCUCCAAGUACAGCGACCACGGCGACAGCUGGCAUGGCGGGGCAGACCUGUAGCAGGCGCCCCUUCAGCUUCGUGCGGGCCGCGUGUGCGCAUCACAGGCCCAGGCACAUGUACGUGCACACACACGCACACCCCUCCAGAGCUCUCUGCGUGGCUACUUGGGGACAGGAAAGGCGAACUGGAAAGCAGAGGCGAAGAGGACUGUCCUAAGCACAAGAGAAUGCCUGGCUUUGAAGCAGCCUCGCCCCCUGCCGGGAGCCUUGGUUAUUUGUAGACAAAGGCAACCCUGAGUUUUGUGGUUUUUUUCCCUUCCUGUGCUUGCCAAUUGUUGUUUUUCUGUUUUGUGGACCUGCUCCGGGGGCUGGCAGCUCCUUCAGGCAGCCUGACAAAAGUGGAACCCCCAGUGAUGGCUGGGAAGGAGGUGGGUGGGGGGAAGGAAGAGAGGGAGGGCUGGGGCAGGGGGAGGGGAAGGGUUGGGGAAGAAGGGGAGAAUGGGAAGCAGCUUUCUUGGUGGUCUCCACUCUGAGGUAUGGGGACGGGGAGCCUCUGAUGUGGCUUGUGAGGCCCACCCUGGGGGCCACUUCCUUCCCUGAUGACCGAGGGAGAGCCAAGACAUAAGUAGCAGGGGAAGACCUUGGUGACAAGACCCACGCCGAGCUGAGGGAGGGGCCUGGACCCGAGAGAGCCGGGCCCGGCCAGCUGGGCUGACAUGGGAGAAGAUGCUCUGCACCCCACUCUGCAAAUGUGGACCAGGCCCAGACCCCCGGGCCCCUCUAGCUCAGAGAGCCUGAGACUGGAGGCAGACAGGCUGCCCACCCCUGCCCCCCAUCAGCAUUGAGAGAAUAAAGCAAGCUGCCUUUUUGAGGUGA
Molecule: messenger RNA, 3637 nt
Organism: Leptonychotes weddellii (Weddell seal)
Lineage: Eukaryota; Metazoa; Chordata; Mammalia; Carnivora; Phocidae
Gene: PDZD4
Product: PDZ domain containing 4
Molecular function (GO): protein binding
Source: RefSeq, a predicted model, not a curated record